Messenger RNA from Triplophysa dalaica, 8423 nucleotides. It is a transcript of the gene phlpp2, whose product is annotated as PH domain and leucine rich repeat protein phosphatase 2. Gene Ontology annotation, molecular function: protein binding. Lineage: Eukaryota; Metazoa; Chordata; Actinopteri; Cypriniformes; Nemacheilidae. The record is from RefSeq and is a predicted model, not a curated record.
UCACAUUAUGGCGUCUCAUCAAAUCAGGAUGGGCUCUUUCCACCGCCUCCUGUACUGGAAUUUAACGGUCGCCCGUUGCCAUCGCGCUGCUAGAAUUCUCUGCUGAAAGACAUCAGAUGUAGGCGCGAUGAAGGACGAGAUAAACACGGCGCGGUCGCUCCGGAGUGCCGACGCGGAUCGUCAAAACGGGGCUGAUGCGGAGGACGGCCGGGCGGGCGGCGGAGCGACGCGGAACCCGGCGCUCCGUGAAGCGGGAUGUGUCCGAGCCCCCGCACCGGGGACGGGAAUACGCGUUUUGAAGCGUAACAUGAAGCGGAACGGCAGUCGAGGCUGCGUGAACCGGAAGACGAGGUUUGGCUCUCGCGAGCGGGACUGGCUGAAGGGUGAUGCUCAGCGAGGCUGCGUGUGUCUCUACGGGGCCUCGGAGCCCCAGCCCCCACCGUCGGGACCCCAGACCUCCUCCACAGCCCUGCCGGACCUGAAGCUGGUGCUGUGCUCCACCAACACCACUGUAGAGGAGCUUUGUGCUCAGAGAGAUGUACAGGGUCUCUAUCUGCAGCUGCACGGUGAUCUAAUCAGGAGGUUGGACCCUUCUGAACGUCCUCUUCAGAUGGUCUAUGACUACCUGACUGCUAUGGGUUACGAUGACCCGCUCCGGGUCCAACAAGAAGCGGCCAACUCGGACCUCAGCUGCAUGAUUCGCUUCUACAGCGAGAAACCGGUGAACGCAGACCAGCAGGAACGGACUUUACUGAAGGGUGUGUUCAGCGUGAGGAAGGGAAAGACGCAGCUUCAUAAGUGGGCGGAGCGACAGGUCAUCUUGUGCGGCACCUCCCUUAUCGUGGCCUCGGUCAAGGACAGUCUGACCGGCAAGAUGCACAUCCUACCCCUGGUCGGAGGAAAGGUGGAGGAGGUAAAGAGGAGACAACACUGUCUGAUGUUCAGCUCGGCCGGACCUCAGGCUCAGACCUACUACGUUAACUUUGACACGCUGGCAGACUACCAGCGCUGGCACCGGCAAGCUUCUAAAGUGGUGUCUCAGACAAUAAGCCUGGUAGAUUUAUCCUGCUAUAGUCUGGAGGAAGUGCCCGAGUAUCUUUUCUACUGCCAGGACAUCACGCAUCUCAACCUACGGCACAACUUCAUGAGACUGGAGGGUCCUGGAGGACUAGUCAACUUCAACAGAUUUGCACAAUUGAGGAGCUUAAAUCUUUCUCACAAUGGGUUGGGCACAUUCCCGGAUUCGGUGUGUGAGAUCCAGACGCUGACUGAACUCUAUCUAUCCUGCAACGGCAUAAGUUGUCUACCAGACCGCAUCGGCAACCUCCAGAGCUUACAGACUCUGUCACUGGAUGGAAAUCGCUUGGAUUCUCUACCAGAGGAGUUGGGCAGUCUCGUGCAGCUCAGCAGCUUGGGACUUUCCUUCAAUGAUUUCCCUCAAAUACCCGCAGUGCUGGAGCGGCUCUCUGUGCUGGACAAGCUAUCCAUGGCUGGGAACAGGGUGGAGACUCUGGACCUGUCCGGCCUGCUACGAAUGACUCACAUUAAGAGUAUUGACUUACGGUUAAAUGGCCUCCGCUGUGUUAAAAGCGAAACCCUGGAGCCUGUGAAACAUCUCACCCAGUUAGACCUGAGAGAUAACCAGCUGACCUCUUUAGACCUGAGCCCGACCUGUAGUCUGGAGACCCUGUACUGUCAGCGAAACCAGCUGGGAUCCCUCACGCUCAGCGGCUUCAUGCUCCGCACACUCCACGCCAGUAACAACCGUCUGAGCACAGUGAACAUCUACCCUGUUCCCAACCAGCUAACACACAUGGACCUAUCAAGGAAUGUCCUGGAAUACCUGCCAGACUGGGUGUGUGACAGCAGGAAGAUCGAGGUGUUGGAUGUCUCCCAUAAUCUUCUGUCUGAGCUGCCAGCCAGACUCCUGAGCAGCCUUAGUCUGCGUAAACUGCUGGCCGGCAACAAUAGGUUGGAGAGACUGUCUGACCUGCUCGACCACAUCCCGCUGGAAACACUCGACCUGCAACACAACAAGUUGAAAGAGCUGCCAGAGAGCUUCUUCUACAAGGCCUUAAAUUUAAAGUAUCUGAAUGUGUCUGCCAAUGAACUGGAGACAAUCCCACCAAGCAGCCAAUCAGAAGAGAGCCUAAGCACACUGCAGGAGCUCUAUCUCACAAGAAACAACCUGAAUGAAAACUGUGCCGCUCUACUGGUGGGCCACCAGAACCUGCGGGUCCUGCAUAUGGCCUAUAACCAGCUGUUGUCCUUCCCUGCCAGUAAACUCAGUAAACUGGAGGCGCUGGAGGAAUUGAAUCUGAGUGGGAAUAAGUUGAAAGCGAUUCCCUCCACUGUGUCCAGCUGCAAGAGACUACACACCCUCAUCGCCCACUCCAACCAUAUCAGUGUGUUCCCUGAGGUCCUUAACCUGCCCGAGAUCAAGCUAGUAGACGUGAGCUGUAAUGACCAGACGGAAAUCCUGUUGCCGGACUCUCUGCCCUCCACACUACAGGAGCUGGACCUCACGGGCAACAGCAGUCUAAUACUUGAGCACAGAACACUUAACCUCUUCAGUCACAUAAGUACUUUGAAGCUGGACCAGAAACCAGCUGUGACUGCGGGAGACGUGCAGGGCACGUCCACCCUGUGGGAUCAUGGCUACGCUGAGAUGUGCGGUCAAAGGAACAAGUUAUGUGUGUCUGUGCUGGCCGUGGAUCGCUUUGGGGAUAGUACAGAGGCAGCUUAUGGGAUUUUUGAUGGUGACCGUAAUGAGGAAGUUUCCAGGCUACUGCAGUGCACCAUGGGAGAUGUGUUAUCAGAAGAGAUACAGCACUCCAGCGUGGACAGUGUAUACAUGUGCAGCACUUUUCUUACGUCUCAUAGAAAACUUGGCAUGGCAGGUCAAAAACUAGGUGCCUCUGCUUUGCUCUGCUACAUCCAUCAUGAGUCAUCUGAACCCGGGAGCUACUUCAGCCUCACCGUGGCCAACGUGGGCACGUGCCAGGCUGUGCUUUGUAGAGAUGGGCAACCUCUCGCCCUCUCCAAGGUUUUCAGCCUAGAACAGUGUUCUGAGGAGAUGGAGCGUGUCAAACUGGCUAAAGCUAUCAUUACCGAGGAUAACAAGGUGAGCGGCGUGACGUGCUGCUCACGGUUACUUGGCUGUUCCUACCUUUUUCCUUGGGUGCUUCCCAAACCCUGUGUGCACACGGAGCCUCUGUGUUCCCAAGACGAGUUCCUCAUCCUAGGAAACAAAGCUCUCUUCCAGAAGGUUUCCUACCAGGAGGCGGUAAGCACCGUGUUAGCCGUCAGAGACCCACGCGCCGCUGCCAAAAAGCUCUGCACGCUGGCACAGAGCUACGGCUGCCGGGACAAUGUCGGAGCUGUCGUGGUGGCAUUGCACAUCGGGGAAGACAGCUGUACGUGCGAGCCUCCCCUCUUGACUGCGGAAGCUCGAGGACCACCGGCUCCUACGCCUUUACCGAUCACAGUAUCCCCCGGAGACCCCGCCACCCCGUCGUCGAGCAGCGGCAUUGUGUCAGAGUUCAACAGCGAAAUGUCCGCCUCGGAAGUAGGCAGCGAGGCUGGGUCCACGGCAUCAGAUGAGCACCCAUCUUCAGGUCCGACUGCUCGCCCAGAACGCCGCUGCAGUUUGCACCCCGCUGCUACGUCGUGUAACGUAGUUCCAGUGACGAGCUUGGGGCCUGGGGCUCAUCCGGCUCUCUUUCAGCGCCAACCAUCCAGCGCCACUUUCUCCAGCAAUCACUCCGACAACGGACUCGACAGCGACGACGAAGCUCCCUUGGAGGGCGUUAUCUCGAACGGGAGCAAGCUAGAAGUCGAGGUUGAUAUUCACUGUUGUGCUUUUCAGCUGCGCUCCGGACCGUCGGAAAGAUCCAAGGACCUCGAUGGCCGCCAUGACCUGCGGGGCUCGGACUUUCCCAAAAGCAGAGUGCGCCGCCAAAAUAGCGUGGUGGUUUCCGCGACCAACGGAUGCCUGCUGGCUGUGUGUGGGAGGGAGAUUACAGACCUGAAGAAGUCUCCCUCCACCUCCAGCCUUUUUGGAAAAAAGCUAUCCAAUGGCUCCGUAGUGGCUCUGGAGGACAGUCACAAUAUCAUUGAAGUAGCACUCGAGGCUCCCAAAAAGAAAUCAGGGUAUUUUGCCGCCCCAGCUCAACAAGACCCAGAAGAUCAGUUGAUCGUACCGCCCAGUCUGGAACAAGAUGUACGAGAACAGCUGAGAGGCCAUAGUCCGGUAGUUCCAGGACCACCUCCUCCUUCGUCACCGCCGUCGGCAAGAGACCCUAGCUGGGACCACCCUACCACCGUCCUGCAACAGGAUGUCUAUGACACAGCUCUGUAGCAGGACGGCACCUCUGUGUCAUAGUGCCACAUCGAAAGGCAAGCUCUUGCUCUUCCUGCCAAGGAGAUAUUGUAGUUCUUAUUUAGCGCCGUCAUCGCGUGUGGGUCCCUGCAUGUGCAUUCCUGGGCCGAUCCGUGGUGGCGCAAGCCAUGUCCGGAUCAUAGAAAGGAAGAAAGUGCACACGUUUCAAGACUGAUGAAAUCGUGAAGAUUGAAGUCUUGAAAUACACAGGCUGUUUCUGACCAAAAACCUCUGCACGGAGGACCUUAUACGUCACCAUACAUGAGCUCAUUAACACAUUUGCCCUUUAUUGCGACGGUCACAGGCUUAGGUCGACUUCGGUCGGUUUCGGUCAUCACAUUUGCCUUCUGGCGCUAAAUGCUAUCAGCUAAACUGAGACCAAAAGAUGAGAAAAGUGCCUCUUGAAGAUUAAAAGAUGGGUUUUAGAGAGGGCGCAGUGUUCUCCGAAGGACAAACAGAUCGCUGUUAUGCAGGAAUUUUUUUGAAGUUGUGAGUUUGCUCUUCUGAACUUCUCACUUGCCUCCCGACAAAGCCAUGGGGACGUGAGACAACAGGAACCCAACAUUCAAAACCUGCGAGAGAAAAGAUGGAGGUCAGAGAGAGAAACUCAUAGUGAGAAGACUAGAAAGACCUCACAAAACCUUAAUUUGAACUGUCUCGGGUUGUUUCAAGUACUUUUGAGUGUGCCAUGAAUAUGACAGAACUCCAUUGCAUCACGGCGUGAACAUGUCUCAAUAUUAGUUUUGCUGUAGGUGAUUGAGCUUGAGUUUAUUUUCAUCUCAUGGAGAAAAAAAAGUGUAUGAAGAUGUACAGGGUAUAUUAUGUUGUAUUGUGCUGCGAGUGUGGAAGAGUGUUCUUUAUUUUGCAAUGCAAGUGGUAUGCUUAAGAAAAAGUAUUUAUAAAGUUUUAUUUUAAUAAGAGGAUCUAAAGAAUGAAUGGGUCAUUGGAGUCAGCCAUUGCCACAAUCAAAUCAUAAGGGAAUAUGUGCAGGAAAGCACCAUGCUCGUGAGGGGACACCUAGUGGUGAUUAUUUGAAACAACAGUCAUUUUGUAAUGGUCUCCCUGUGUAUAAAGCAGGCUAGCAGAUUGUGAAUAAUGACCUUUCAAUAAUACAUUUAACCUUUUCAUUUAAAACUGGAAUUAAAAACAGGAAGGAUUUUUUCUGUUAGAUUUAAAAUGCUGCCACACAAAGUCCACUAUUCCAUUUGCCAAUGUAUGAUGUUCAGGCCAUCAGCACAUAUUUCACAUCAUGAUUAAUCCAUACACUCAUUAUGUUUAUAUCAUAUUUUUACAUGCAUAAAGAAGCCAGAAACAGUUCCAAUGGACGUUAAAACGUUGAUGUACGCAAAACAAACAAUGAAUUAGCAUCCACAUUAAUAAUGUUUUUGACACUUAAAUUUCGAAAUUCUAAUCAAAUCUACUUAUAAAUUAUAGGUAAAGAUUUAUUUUUGCAUUCAACUGUUUUCUUCACUGUCAUGUGCAUGCUAUUUGUGCCAAAUGUGCAAACAGAUCUGUGUUUGUGUAGGAGAAAAGUAGCAGCAUGAUAAAAAUUUGAAGCCCUGCUUUUACAGUAAUAUCUUUAUCUUGGAAGACUCUUGAAUUAAUAGUUUACCGAUAUAACAUCUUGUGCAUUUUGAAAUCUUUGGAAAGACACGUUUGUCUGUUAUAUUACAAUUAGCUGCUGACCAGAAGCUGUAGUGCUUGUGCCAAACGACAUGUAAAAGUGGCAUUUCAAAUGAGGUACAUUUUAUUUUAUGUUAGACGAAUCUGGUAUGACAUGUAGGUUUUUCUGCAUUUGCCUUAAAACUGGUCUGCAUAAUUCACUUUUGACUUUAAUUGAGUUGCAGUUCCAAUUUUGCUCUUAAAUAUGUGUAAUAUAUUUUGCUGGAAAUCGCAAAGAUCCCAAGAAAUCAUUUAAAGAUGUAUGCUUAAGUACAGUAUUGCGCAAUAAUUUAAAGGGUUCUAAACCGUCUAAUCAUUUUAUAGAAAGCUCAAAGAAUCUAUAAACAUAUUUCAUCAGCCAGUUUGUAGAUGUCUCGCCCUGAGAUGCUUUUAAACAGCAUUGAAGGAGUUUUGAUUUAUUCUGAACACUUAUUGGCUACUUUCUUCAUUAUUCACUUUAAGUGAAGCCUAUCGAAAGCAUUUUAUUGAAUACAAUUUUAGCUUUCUGAUUAGAAAUAAAUUGACAUGUUUGCACAAUUAGAUUAUACAGCCGUCAUCAAGCCACCUUACUAACAAUCCAAAGGGACCUUAGACCUGUUUAUUCCUAUGACAUCAUCUGCAUUACUUGAUGUUGUAAAAUGGUCGCAUCACUUAAUUUGAUUAAUCGGUAUUAUCUAUUGAAAAUAAAUCCUAGAUCAAAUAUGAGAAAAUAAUGGGAAAACUAUUGGCAUAAAUAUGUGUUGGCGUGUGAGGACAACAAAACUAUGUUGUUGAACAGUGUCAUUGUGUGGUAUUCUGUCUAUACUAUCAUCAUGUUGAAAUGUUUAAUUGCCAUAUUUGGACCACCGUUAUGUUGUAUUGCUUAAUCAAUUGACCGAAACUUGGUUAAACUAAAAGUUCUUGGAAAUACACAUUUUCUGUGCAUUUCAAUAUAUUCAGGAUAUAUUAAUAUAUUGGAGAUAUUAAUCCAUUGAGUUUACGUUCAUCUGUCAAAAGCACCUGCUAUGAUGGGACUUAAUAAUAUGCUUAAGGGGGAAUAAAAGCACAGUUAUAUGGACACACUCUCAUUAGAUGUUAUUUUUGACGGAAUAUUUCAUUAUUUAUUAUAUUAUAGAGGAUAUAUAGAUUGUUAGAUGGAGAAGUGGUUGCGCAACACCACAGAGAAUCAGUUUAGCAGGUUAUAUUUUGCCUUUAAAAUGACCCUGCUCGGAAAUUUAAUACAAUUUAUAAUCAUACAUAUUUUUCAGUGUUGUUAGUUAAUGGUGAUAUGUGUUAUUAUUUAAUUUUUUAAUUUAUUAAUUCCACAAAAAAACAUUGCUGUGUUUGAGCUUAAUAGCAAUGUCUCAACCUGUGAGUUUGGGAAACUACAUACUUCUGAUUUCAUCACACUCUCACCUUCGAACCACUGUUUGUCUCACGGUGUAUACAAUGUAUGCAGAAAUGUGUAUUUUUUUUCCACACCGUGUCAAUCUUGAUUUCUUUUACUGUAUGUGACACUGAAAGCAUUUACCAUUAAGUCUGAAAAUGUGUGCAGUGUGUGAGAGAAUGGUUGGUGGUGCAUGACCUGUGUGUUGUAGAAGAUAAUACUAGUUAGAAUGAAGAAACACUUUGUUUAAUCUGGUGUAUUAAUGGACAUUUGCACAUAUUCACGGUUCGUUUUGAAAAGACAUGGAUUCAGAUGAUGUUCCUGUUGUUUGACAUGUGACCAAAGCUUGAUCUUGUCAUUAUUUGUCUUUUUUUUUUCAAGAGAUGCUUUAAUAUGUCCUCGCGAUGCCAAGAAGCUGAGGUUUAUUUUUGUACUUCAUUGUUUCAUGCAAAUUCAUAGGUCCUCUAGGAUUAAAGGUCUAUAGUAAACUGUCACCCAUCUAAGUACUAUCUUUAAAGAUAUGUAUUUAAUGUGAGAAGCAUGCCCUCUAUAAAUGACUAUAUAUACAUAUAAAUACAUAUAUUAUAUAAAGAAUAUAUAAUGUGAUUAUUUGUACAAAAUGUACAUUUUCGUUUAUAUGAGAUUGUUUUCAUAUCUAAAGCACUGUAUAUUCUAUUUUUAAGUUUAUAUUUAAGCAUGCAGUAAACUGCUGUUUAUUUUCAUUGCGGUGAAUUGUUCAUUGAUUUAGUUAAACAACAUGUGAGGCCUCUUGCUGUUUGCCAGCUAGGACUGUACUUAUUUGGAUUUUUAGAGCGAGUGGUAAAUCAUUCUUUCAUUUGAGAUGCUGCUACAGUAUGCUUAGUUUCGAGCAGAAAGCUGUAUUUUUAAUUAACUUUUCAGCCAAGUAGCAAUAAAUUUUUUACUGUGAUAUGUCUUACAUUUUUUUCCAUUUUUACGAGGCUUGUGUGUCCUUAUUUUUUCCAAUGUCAAGAUACUGUAUAAUAAAGGAUAUCA